UAUUUUUGAAACAUGUUCAUAAUCCAAGAGUCAUGCAGGCGCGCUUCCGCAUACCUCACAAGAGUUGAAAGCUGAAGUGUGACAGAAGCUCCAUGGACCAGUCACCGUGAUGCUUGGUUCACCCACUCUCCCCUACCUUCAACCCUGGGGCCGCCCCUUACUUCAGCGGCUUCUGUCAGAGUUCUGGACCAGUGGCAGCACAGCAUCGUGGCAUGUCUCGUACAGAAGGCUCAGCACAGACAUCCCUCAGCCUGUAAUUGGCCACCAGUCAGUGGAGGUGUUGGGGCACCGUUACCCCAGGGAUGACUUCACCAACGUUACUCCAAAGAUCUUGGCCAAAGUGGGGCGCAACCUUCACAACCAGCCGUAUCAUCCACUGUGGCUGAUCAAGGAGCGCAUCAAAGCUCAUUUUUACAGCAAUUACAUCGGGCCAGGAGGCAACCCGCUCUUCUCUGUCCACGACAACCUGAGUCCUGUAGUGACUGUGGAGCAGAACUUUGACAGUUUGCUGAUCCCACCCGAUCACUCGAGCAGAAAACAAGGAGACAACUACUACCUUAACCGAAAUAUGAUGCUGCGCGCUCACACGUCGGCCCACCAGGCGGAGCUCGUCAGGUCUGGCCUGGAUGCCUUCUUGUUGGCUGGAGACGUUUACAGACGGGACGAGAUUGAUGCCAGUCACUACCCAGUCUUCCACCAGAUGGAAGGAGUCCGGCUCUUCACCAACCACCAGCUUUUCUCAAAGGUGCAUAAUGGUGAGGACCUGUCACUGUUUGAGCGUGGGGGCCGCCGCACGCCGCAGAAGCAGGAAACACACUCUCUGGAAGCAGUGAAGCUGGUGGAGUUUGACCUGAAGCAGACGCUGACGCGCCUCGUCUCUUACCUGUUUGGAGCAGAUGUGGAGGUCAGAUGGGUCGAUUGUUACUUCCCCUUCACUCACCCCUCCUUUGAGUUGGAGGUGCGUUUCCAGGGGAACUGGAUGGAGGUGCUGGGCUGUGGGGUGAUGGAGCAGGAGCUGCUGAACUCAGUGGGGGCGCAGAACAAACUGGGAUGGGCGUUUGGACUGGGCUUGGAGAGACUGGCCAUGGUUCUGUACAGCAUCCCAGACAUCCGCCUCUUCUGGAGUGAAGACGAACGCUUCCUCAAGCAGUUCAGAGUCCAGGACAUCCACCAGCCUGUCUGCUUCCAGGCUCUGAGUAAGUACCCCCCCCUCCACAACGAUAUCUCCUUUUGGCUGCCGGACACCAAAGACAGCGAGGAGAGCUUCACUGAAAACGACUUCUACGAACUGGUGCGAUCCAUCGGAGGAGACUUGGUGGAGAAGGUCACACUCAUCGAUGACUUCACACAUCCAAAGACUGGCAGACGGAGUCGAUGCUACCGCAUCGUCUACCGCCACAUGGAGCGCACUCUGACCCAGGAGGAGGUUCGGCUGGUCCACCAGGAGAUCGAGCGGAUGGCGGAGGCGGAGCUUGGCGUUCAGGGCCGAUACUGAGCUGCAGUGCGUCGAUGGGAGGGGCCCAACACAAAGUCAUCCGUCCCCGUCGCUGUGAACCAUAGCCGCAGGGAGAACACGCUGCCUUUAGUUCCUGCUCCUCACUCAGCUUUUGAGGCCGCUGUCGGCGGUUCUUCUUCUUCCUGGUCGUCUGUUCCCUCCUCAUCAUCACUCAAAUGUACAAGUUUGACACGUGUCGCCUUUAAUCUGCAUGAGAGAGAGCCAGAGCAGCUCCUGUGGUUCUGAGCAGAGAAAACCAACAGGAAAACAGUUUGACCUUCCUCAAAGGUUUUUGGUUUUUUCUUAGCUUUUCCUUCAAACUGUCUUUUACUUCCUGUUGAAUCAGCGAGGGGGGGGGGGGGGGGGUUCAGCCCAAACAAAGGAACCGCAACGCUCAUCCAGGGAACUAAACCCAGGUGUUUUCCUUUCAAACCCCUCAGAAAUGAAGCUGUGAGCCAGCGAGCCUCACCUCGUGUCCUGCAGGCCUCCUGUUCUCCCAGCAGCUCCAGCUAAACUCCACACUGCUGUUUUUCUGGGGGGAGGGGGGGGCAGGUCCAUGAGUGGGGUUCUGAUCCAGUUUUCCGGAGUUAACUUUAAUGAUCCAGACAUUUUUACAGAAACUGAGACAUAGAGCUGAACUUUGUCAGGUUAAGAAACCCAACAUUACUAAAUAAAAGCUGUGAGGAAAUGAAGACAACCACAAACUUUGUUUUUGUUUUUUCACUCAUUAAAUUUAGCAGAGCAAAAAAUGUGUUAUGAAAAAUGUUUAUAAAAUUAUCUCCAUCAGAUAAAAAACUAAAACUUGCUUUCAUGAUUCCCAGUUAGGUGAUGAAGAUCAGGUCCUGAAAAUUCAGAUCAGACUUUGAGAGAAUAGAGAUUCCAUGUUUCCUCUGAAUGUUACCUGCAGUUCUGUGCUGUUUUUCUAUGUUGAAAUAAAAAACUCCAACCAG
This is a messenger RNA of Oryzias latipes (Japanese medaka), 2445 nucleotides long. It is a transcript of the gene fars2, whose product is annotated as phenylalanyl-tRNA synthetase 2, mitochondrial. Gene Ontology annotation, molecular function: tRNA binding; phenylalanine-tRNA ligase activity; ATP binding. Gene Ontology annotation, cellular component: cytoplasm; mitochondrion. The record is from RefSeq and is a predicted model, not a curated record. Gene Ontology annotation, biological process: phenylalanyl-tRNA aminoacylation. Lineage: Eukaryota; Metazoa; Chordata; Actinopteri; Beloniformes; Adrianichthyidae.